GGAACUCACCUUGUGGUAACGGGUUCCGCUGCAAAAGAGGUUAUCAGUUGCUGGGAUACCAAGAUUGGGAGCUGCGUUGGAGUCAUGAAGGAUGUGGGGACACUGCACUCCGUAUCGUAUCCUUCUUACAUCACGCCAGGCCGGAUGGUGUUGGCAUAUGUGUCUUCCUAUGACAGCAUGUUAACUGCAUGUGCCACAGGAAUCUGCGUGGAUUACGCCGACCGAAGCUCGGUCAAAUUUGAACAGACUUUCCGUACAGAAAUAACCCUCGGGGAAUCGUUUUCCCAUUCGUACAUUACCCUUGCCAUCAAUGAUCGAUACCUGGUCGCGCUGACGUGGCAUACACAAAAGCUUCGCGCAGGCUUUGGAGUCAAGAGUCUUCAUUCUAUUGCUGAGAGCGGAAUCAUCCUUAACGCCGUCCCCGAGGCGUCAUUGCCAGAACCCGCCAUCAAAACUCACCUUGACAGCUACAUCUCCGGCAAUACACUCAACGUCAUCAAGUACGCUCGGAACACGUACACCGUCUAUGAGUAUACGUUGUCGCCCGGCCUAUCAGCCAGCGAGAUAUUCUUACGGGCACCGGUAGUGCAACCUCCUCUGCCGCCAUUUACAUCGAACAUACAUAACUGUCCUUUGACUGGACGGUCCGUAUCACAUACCUCCGUCCUCCCCGGCUACCGCGUUCGAUACUCCUUCCAGUCUCCGCAGAACGAGCGAACAGAGUUCGAGUUCGAGUUCCCGCGGUGUGAGAUGAUGGAAGCAAUUCCUGCUGCGUCGGGCAGACAUGUGUUGGUCCAUUACAUGGACGGAACAGCGGGGAACCGUGUUAAGCUUUUGAGGCUUGCAGAGGAUAAGAGCUGCUCGAUACACGAUCUUCAUCUUCCUCUGGAGAUUAAUCUUGUAGAUCGGCUCAAUGAAGGACAGGGAAUGGGCAGUUGGCACGGGAAUAGGAGGGGAAGUAUCGAGAUUGAUGAGAGCCUGGGUGUGGUGUACUUACUGAUGGAAGGUGGGAUUAUCUGGGCCGUUGGAUAUUCUUGACGGGCUUCACUAUUGAAUAACGACUACAAUGUAAUUUUAUGUCAUAGAACCUUUGUAAGAGCAAUCCUUUAUUCUUUUGAAUCCUCGGCCUGACACCUCGG
Messenger RNA from Guyanagaster necrorhizus, 1139 nucleotides. RefSeq lists its product as uncharacterized. Bases 85 to 1038 code for a protein of 317 amino acids. The record is from RefSeq and is a predicted model, not a curated record. NCBI's taxonomy places the organism in Eukaryota, Fungi, Basidiomycota, Agaricomycetes, Agaricales, Physalacriaceae. The transcript has 3 exons.